Molecule: messenger RNA, 1701 nt
Organism: Echinostoma caproni
Lineage: Eukaryota; Metazoa; Platyhelminthes; Trematoda; Plagiorchiida; Echinostomatidae
Source: the annotation of a GenBank genome assembly
AUGAAGUCUAUCAUUGAUUACUCGUACAAUUGGAUGUCGUUACCAAAAGCAAUAAACAACAACAACAAACUGAAAGAGAAACAUGAUCAGCUGAGUUCGAGGCGAAAGGAAGUUGAGAAAUUCUUGAACGGACUGAGUAAAGAUGAAAGGAAAAGUUGGGACGAUGUGGUAGAACUGGAUUUGGAUCAGUUGGAGACUCGUUUACGAAACAAAUCUCUCACCCCGCUGCAGGUGUUACACGCGUUUCAGGCCAAAGUGUUACGUUUGCAUGACACUCUGGGAAAUUCCGGGAUGUGUGAAUUUAUCCGCGAAGCUGAGCAAGAAGCCACGGAUCUGACAAACAAUCCCCGGCUCAGUUCGGAACAGUCUCCUUUAUAUGGCAUACCAAUCAGUUUGAAGGAAUUGUGCGCAGUCAAAGGAUAUGAUUGCACUAUUGGACUUGUCAAAUUGAUUGGGCAAUCAAAAUCCGAAGAUUCAGUUGUGGUACGUGUCUUACGGAAAGCCGGGGCUGUGCCGUUCGUUCUGACUGCAACCUCUCAACUCGCUUUGACCACAACCGGAUUCAAUCCUGUCUAUGGGGACAUGCACAACCCGAAUUCGAAAGACCAUGAACCCGGGGGCGGGUCGCCGAUUGGAAUCGGAACUGAUCUAUUGGGCAGUAUUCGUAUCCCCUCGGCAUUCUGUGGUAUUUGUGGCUUCAAGCCCACGGCUACUCGAGUGAGUACGAUCGGAGUGGUUGAACUGGAUCCACGAAUGGUGCUUCCCCCGUUCCGCGUGUCUGUCGGUCCAAUGGGUAAACGUGUGAGUGACCUGGUUCGAGUAAUGCAAGUCCUUUUCGAUACACCCAUGUAUGAAAUGGACCCGACCGUGAUUCCGCUUCCAUUUAGACAUUCAAUCUACGACGCAGUCAACGGUAAACCGCUUGUUAUCGGUUACUACGACACAUUUGAUGAUCCAUCGCUUAUCCAGACCGUGCCCUCAGUACGCCGCGGCAUAGCUCAGGCGGUAGAGGUCAUGAGAAAGAAAGGCUACCAUGUGAUACCGUUCAGUCCACCUAGACCGGCCGAAUUAUUGCAACUGAUCUUACGCGCUAUUAGUCCGGAUGGGGGUCAAACAGCCUCACGUUUGUUAAGCAAUGAACCACUCAGCGAACAAACUCAAGCGAUGCGAUUAAUGGCCAACACACCUGAUGGUCUGCGUGGUCUGUUGGAUGGGGCAGCCAGAAACAAUAUGGGCAUACCGGCAGCUUGGGCGAAAAUGGUUCAAAAGCUUAAUCGGCCACAGGAUUUACAGGAAGCAAUGUAUCAACUUCAAGUUUAUCGUCGAGAAUUUUUACAGGCCAUGGAGGAGGCCGGUUCGAUUGAUGUAAUCCUCUGUCCAGUUUGGACUAGUCCAGCUUAUGCCAAGGGCACUCCAGCUUACUACACUAAUCCACCUAUGAUCUAUACAGGCAUAUACAAUGCAAUGGACUUUCCCGCGGGAUCCGUACCAAUCGGCCGGGUGACUGAAGAGGAUGUAGAGGAGUCAAAUAAAUGGGCUGAGGAGCGACAGAAAGCGAAAGAUCGGUAUCACCAACGUUUGUUCAACAUGCAGUCGGACACUGUUGGCCUACCUUUGGCUGUUCAAGUUGCUGGCAAACCGUAUCAGGAUGAACUGGUGCUCCGCAUGAUGCGUGAACUAGAAACCGGACAAAACAAAUAA